This is a messenger RNA of Fopius arisanus, 926 nucleotides long. RefSeq names its product UPF0428 protein CXorf56 homolog. The transcript is spliced from 4 exons. The record is from RefSeq and is a predicted model, not a curated record. The coding region runs from base 136 to 792 and encodes 218 amino acids. Gene Ontology annotation, biological process: endoplasmic reticulum membrane organization; endoplasmic reticulum to Golgi vesicle-mediated transport. NCBI's taxonomy places the organism in Eukaryota, Metazoa, Arthropoda, Insecta, Hymenoptera, Braconidae.
AUUGAGGUUAUGUUGUGUUUACUAACAUUCCAUUGCACCCUAUCGUUUCGUUGACUUCUCAGUGCACCCCCGCUACCAAUUAAUCCAAAUUCAUAAUAAAGUGAAUGUCAGUAAUUUCAGAAAAAUUUUAGAAAAAUGCCUAAAGUCGUAUCGAGAAGUAUAAUAUGUUCUGACACGAAAGAUCAGGAAGAAUACAGUGAAGAAAAACCCCUGCACAUCUACUAUUGUUUAUGUGGACAAAUGACAUUGAUUCUUGACUGUGCAAUCGAAAAAUUACCCCUGCGAAAACGUGAUGGAGCACGAGUCAUUGAUGGCAGCAAACGAGCUCAUAAAAUGACAAGUGAGCAGGACGAAACAGUUUUCCUGAAGCGUCAGGAAGGAAUUGAGAAGCAAUACCGACAGAAAUGUAAAAAAUGUGGGCUUUUAUUGUAUUAUAAACACGAACCCUCAGCGAAUAUUGUGUUUGUAGUGAAAGGGGCUGUGAUAAAAAGCUCCGGAGAAGGUCCAAUGACUGAUAUCUACAAUCAAGUAGCUGUUGAAAAACCGAAAAAAAUAAUGGUGACCAAGCACACGAAGAAUAUGGGAAAAUUCAGUUCAGUUACUGUAUCUACUAUUGACGAAGAGGAAGAUGAAAUUGAAGCCAGAGAAGUCGCUGAUUCUUAUGCCAAUAAUGCGAGAAUCAUCGAAAAACAAUUGGAGAGAAAAGGAAUGACUAAGAGGAAAACAAUGCCACCACCGGAGGUAGAUCCUUCCAAGAGAUCGAGACCUCGAGGAACUCUUCUAGAUGUUUAAUUAACAAUUUUUCUUUCUCAUCUCUAUUGUAAAAAAUAUAUUGCAAAAUAUUACUGCAAAUAUAAUAUUGUCUGCAUUACUGUAGAAAAUUCAUUCUAUGAAAUCUUUUAUUAAUACACACGUGAUGACCCACA